This is a messenger RNA of Oppiella nova, 1998 nucleotides long. NCBI's taxonomy places the organism in Eukaryota, Metazoa, Arthropoda, Arachnida, Sarcoptiformes, Oppiidae. The record is from the annotation of a GenBank genome assembly.
AUGUUCAAGGACAUCUUAACGUCCUCCUCAGAUACCGGGGAGGACAGUGUUCUGAGAGGUCCAAAGGAGGACAAUCCUCCCCACGGAGGACGUUCUGUGGAAAGCCGUCGGGAAUGUAUACCACGAGCCGGAAAGGACACCCCUUAUUGUGUUUGCAACGCAACGGUUUGCGACGAUUUAGAGGCCGUAACCAAAGCUCCGAAGGGAACGGUAUUACUGUUUGAGACCAACAAAGCCGGGGAACGACUCAAACAAUCGACGCUUAAAAUACAGUCCAAACAAAAUGUUGAUAGCGAGACAAACGACGAAACAAUUGUAUUGACUAUCGAUAAGACCGUAAAAUACCAGAAAAUUAUAGGCUUUGGGGGCGCCUUCACAGACGCCUCCGGAGUCGGCCUUAAUAGUCUGCCCAAACAAAUGGCCACAAAUAUAAUCCGGGACUAUUACUCGACAAAUGGCAUCGAGUAUAAUAUUGGUCGUGUGCCCAUAGGUGGCGCCGAUUUUUCCCCACGUUUCUACACUUACGAUGAUGAUCACCAGGGUGACUUCAAGCUUAGCACGUUUAAAAUACAACCGGAAGAUUACGACUUAAAAAUGCCGUAUAUAAAAUUAGCUCAAAAUAUAACUGCUAAUAAAUUGACCCUGUUCGGCAGUCCCUGGUCAUCACCCACUUGGAUGAAACACGAGGGACCAUAUGGCCCGUUGAAUGGCGGCUCUCUAAUUGGUCAACCGGGACAACAAUAUUUUAAAACGUGGGCCAAUUAUUUUGUUAAAUUUCUGGACGCAUACAAAUCAAACGGAAUCGAAUUCUGGGGGCUGACCGUCCAGAAUGAACCGAGUGGUGUGAAUCCCGGGAAAUGUGGCUGGAAUUGCUUGGGGUUCAAUGAGACGUUUGAACGAGAUUUUGUCAAAAUGGACCUUGGUCCAGCACUCAAAGCAGCCGGCUAUGGACCUGAUAAAUUAAACUUAAUGAUAUAUGAUAAUGGACCAUGGGGACCCGCUAUGGCUAAAUUUAUCGAGACGUGCCUUGAUGACUCAGAAACGGCUAAAUAUAUACAUGGAAUUGCUUACCAUUGCUAUGGAAACGGACAGGUUUGGGAUGAUUUGGAGCUUCUACACAAGCGAUACCCCGAUCAGUUUGUGAUGUCGACUGAAUGUUGCCAAGAGUUUAGUAAAAGAGCCACCCGUACCGUGAUGGAGCUAGGUGUUUGGGAUCACGCCCAGUCUUACGCUAGAGAUAUUAUGAGUAAUUUGCAACAUUGGACCCGAGGUUGGGUUGAGUGGAAUCUGGUGCUCGACAUGUAUGGUGAGCCCAAUUGGGCCAAUAUGUCAGCGUUGGCACCGAUUCACGUCAACCACACGGCUAACGAGUACUACAAGGACUCGACUUUUUAUAUUUUGGGACACUAUUCCAAAUUCUUGGUCAAAGAUUCGGUGAGAAUUGGCGCCAAUGCGGACAAAUCGGUCAACGAUUUUAGUUACGUGGCGUUUGUCAGACCCAAUGAUAACGCGACGGUUUUAGUCGUCUAUAAUCUGAAAGAUAAACCGCAAGAGUUUAAAAUUGUUGAUAAAAGUGUCGUGGAAAGCCGUCGGGAAUGUAUACCACGAGCCGGAAAGGACACCCCUUAUUGUGUUUGCAACGCAACGUUUUGCGACGAUUUAGAGGCCGUAACCAAAGCCGCGAAGGGAACGGUAUUACUGUUUGAGACCAACAAACGCGGGGAAAGAUUUAAACAAUCGACGCUUAAAAUACAGUCCAAACAAAAUGUUGAUAGCGAGACCAACAACGAGACCAUUGUAUUGACUAUCGAUAAGACCGUAAAAUACCAGAAAAUUAUAGGCUUUGGGGGCGCCUUCACAGACGCCGCCGGAGUCAGCCUUAAUAGUCUGCCCAAACAAAUGGCCACAAAUAUAAUCCGGGACUAUUACUCUACAAAUGGCAUCGAGUAUAAUAUGGGUCGUGUGCCUAUUGGUGGCGCCGAUUUUUCCCCACGUUUC